Phytophthora infestans T30-4 is the source of this 1158-nucleotide messenger RNA. RefSeq lists its product as uncharacterized. The coding region runs from base 1 to 1158 and encodes 385 amino acids. Lineage: Eukaryota; Oomycota; Peronosporomycetes; Peronosporales; Peronosporaceae. The transcript is spliced from 3 exons. The record is from RefSeq and is a predicted model, not a curated record.
AUGGGUCAAACGCACAGCGCUCCUCCGAACGAGGCCGUGCAGUUCCGUCAGAUGGUACUAGCAACGUAUCGUGGAGACGUCGAUAAACUUCGAUCCGUUUUCCAGUCUCACCUGCGCGGGUUUCAGAUUUCGCGUGCCACGUACUUGGAUAUCAUCAUGCAGGAACAGACACAUCUGGAGACGUUGACCGAUUCAUUAGAAAGAGAAGAAAAAUUAAAUGAGCUGCAGGACGAGAAGAUGGAGUUCUUCUCGGCAUUGGAGCAGGGCAGGUUGGCACUAGGAGAUACACUUCUGCAUAUUGCUGUAAGACUCGGGCAUACAGAUAUCCUCGACUUUAUACUGCUCAACGACUACCAUAAUUCAUUCAAGACAUUAGUCAGGCCCGAUACUGCAGCUAGCACACUGAGCAUUCUGGCUUCGGGCCACUAUACUGCUACAACUCAAGUUGCGGCUCCCCCGCUGCCAACAAACACUCCCAACUUGAAAGGUGAUCUCCCACGAGAUGUUACAGGAGACAAUUGCUCGCUGCAGCUGUUGCUUGCAAUAGUCGACGACGUCCACGAGGUGUUUGGGUCGACUUAUCGUGAAGAAGCGAAAGUUCACCGCUUAGUGCGAUCUCUGCGUCGAAUCUGGCCGUCGUGGAUGUUCGAAGGCCAGCAAGAAGUCGCUGCAUUAGUUCGAGUGUUGUACGAUGUGCGGACGUCCGAUCCAGCGUUUGGUGGCCUUGUACGCGUGGCGAUGGCCGUUGCAGAGCGCUUUCGAGUGGCUGUAUCACAGAGUGGAAUUCGACUAGCGCUAACUCUAUUAGCAGAAUGUGACGCUGAUCUUCAUCAAGCACGACAAAAGCUGGUGAAAGGAUGGAGCAUGGAGCGAAAGUCUGAGGACCUCACAGCUAUUUUCCAGCGGUGGUUUCCGCUAUACAAACCCAAUGGAAGACGAAAGGACGACGAAGAGGAAGAAGCGCGUGCUGUGUUCUUCGAUACUGCGAUGGCGACUUGGCUGCAGAUUGCACAAGACUUACGACUCUUUACUCUCAAGAGAUACGAUUCACAGAUAUGGCAGAGACGAGUUUGCCCCUCACCUGCGUCUAUAGGUGAAAUUUGUGUGCACAUUACGUCGCUCGAAGGAUAUCUACGACUACCACACCUCAGUGUGUAA